Molecule: messenger RNA, 4338 nt
Organism: Coniophora puteana RWD-64-598 SS2
Lineage: Eukaryota; Fungi; Basidiomycota; Agaricomycetes; Boletales; Coniophoraceae
Product: P-loop containing nucleoside triphosphate hydrolase protein
Exons: 8
Coding region: 77-3544 (1155 amino acids)
Biological process (GO): spliceosomal complex disassembly
Cellular component (GO): catalytic step 2 spliceosome; intracellular anatomical structure
Molecular function (GO): ATP binding; RNA binding
Source: RefSeq, a predicted model, not a curated record
CGACUCGUGCACUCGGCCCCGUCGUGUCCCGCUCACCAACGUACACUCAUAAGCGGGCAAUUCCUUGCAGUUUGUUAUGGCCAACGAUGACCUUUACAAUCUUGAAUUCCUCUCUCUAGUCAACAAAAUCACACAGGAAAUCUCAAACCACGUCGGCAUAAAUGACAAGACCCUCGCUGAGUUCGUCAUCUCCCUUCACGAUGAGUCGAAGAGCCUCGCCGAAUUCAAGCAGAGGCUCCAGGAUACAGGCUUGGAAGGCUCUGUCAUCGAGAAUAUGGACCGGCUCAUCCUUACCCUCCACCCAAAACACAAGAAGAAGACCAAGUCUGCCGCAGCCCAGCUCUCAAAUGGUGACGGAGUAGAUGACAAGCAGAGGCGUCUCUUCCCGGGUCUCUCCAUUCCCAACCAGGACGUUACGAAGGAUGCUUUGAUGAAGGAGGUUGACGACAUGAUGGCCCAGUUCGAGACGGCCUCCAAGAAGCCCAAGGUCGCCGACGUCGACGAACGCCCUGCGAAGAAACCUCGCAUGGACCGCUCGAGGUCACGUUCUCCCCCGCGUCGCCGGAGUCCCGACCCGUACAGGAGGAAUGGAUACGAUGAUAACUCGAGCAGAGGCCGUGGACGGGGCAGACCCCAGGUUGACGAGCGUCCAGUGCUGUUCAAGAUUUACGAUGGCCGUGUCAAUGGCAUCAAGGAGUUCGGCGCCUUUGUUCAGCUUGAGGGAGUGGCCGGUCGUGCUGAAGGUAUGGUUCACGUCUCUAAUAUCCAGCAGGGCGCGCGCGCAAACGCUGCCUCUGACCUGCUCAGCCGUGGUCAAAGCGUCAAAGUCAAGGUCAUGAGCGUAGCAGGGACCAGAAUAGGCUUGUCAAUGAAGGAUGUUGACCAGGUUUCCGGUCGCGACCUCACACCUCACCUUCGAAUAAAGUCGGAGGCCGAAGUGGAGGAGGAGAGAAGACAGGCUGCUAGAGCUGCUUCGUCAGGAGCCAACGCGCUCCCAUUGAACGCAAAAGACGACAAGCCCGUUCGAUCCGCGAAGCGUCUCACUUCGCCCGAACGUUGGGAGAUCAAGCAACUGAUCUCUUCCGGUGUCAUCCCAGCUUCAGAGUAUCCAGAUAUCGACGAGGACUUCAGCAAUCCUCUCGCUCGUGCGGAAGUUGAAGAAGAGCUUGAUGUUGAAGUCAAGGAGGAGGAAGCACCGUUUCUUGCUGGACAGACGAAGCGAUCUUUGGACCUCAGUCCAGUCAAAAUCAUCAAGGCUCCAGAUGGCUCGUUGAACAGGGCUGCAUUGUCUGGUGCAUCUCUAGCUAAAGAACGUCGUGAGCUCCGCCAACAAGAGGCAAAUGAGGAGGUUGACUCUCAGACACGGGACUUCAGCGCUCCGUGGCUCGACCCAAUGGCGAAGGAGGCCGACCGUAUGUUUGCGCAGGACCUAAGAGGCAACCUGAAGGGCCAGAAAGCAGGCGAGGUUCCCAAGUGGAAGGAGCAAACAUUCAACAAGGCUACUACUUAUGGCGAGAUCACGAGUCUGAGCAUACAGGAUCAGAGGAAGACCCUGCCUAUCUACAAACUCAGGGACCCUCUACUGAAGGCAAUUGCUGAGCACCAAGUUCUCAUCGUUGUCGGUGACACGGGUUCGGGCAAGACGACGCAGAUGGUACAGUACCUUGCGGAAUCUGGUUUUGCUGACAAGGGGCGGAUAGGCUGCACGCAACCUCGACGUGUCGCAGCCAUGUCCGUAGCAAAACGUGUUGCAGAGGAGGUUGGAUGUCGUCUCGGGCAAGAGGUCGGGUAUACCAUCCGUUUUGAAGACUGCACGAGCCCGGAGACGAAGAUUAAGUACAUGACGGAUGGUAUGCUGCAGCGAGAAUGUGUCAUCGACCCGCUUUGUAGCUCAUAUUCGGUCGUCAUGCUGGAUGAGGCUCACGAACGGACGAUUGCGACUGACGUGCUAUUUGGUCUUCUCAAGAAGGCUGUCAAACGACGACCUGACUUAAAGCUGAUUGUCACGUCAGCAACCCUCGAUGCCGAGAAAUUCUCGAAGUACUUCUUUGGAUGUCCCAUCUUCACCAUUCCUGGCCGAGCCUAUCCCGUUGAAAUCCUGUACACCAAGGAGCCGGAAAGCGACUACCUCGAUGCCUCUCUCAUCACCGUCAUGCAAAUCCAUUUAUCAGAGCCCCCCGGCGAUGUCCUUCUCUUCCUUACUGGUCAGGAAGAGAUCGACACAGCCUGUGAAAUUCUCUAUGAACGCAUGAAGGCUCUUGGACCGAAGGUUCCCGAACUCAUCAUCCUCCCUAUCUACUCUGCCCUUCCCUCUGAAGUUCAAUCCCGUGUCUUCGAGCCCACACCACCAGGUGCUCGUAAAGUCGUCAUUGCAACAAACGUUGCUGAGACGAGUCUGACGAUUCCUGGUAUUUACUAUGUCAUUGACCCCGGCUUUUCGAAACAGAACGCAUACGAUCCUCGGCUUGGCAUGGACUCGCUUGUGGUUAUGCCGAUCUCUCAGGCGCAAGCUCGGCAGAGAUCUGGUCGUGCUGGACGUACGGGCCCUGGAAAGUGCUAUCGUCUGUAUACCGAAGCAGCAUACCGUAACGAGAUGUUGCCAACAUCUAUCCCCGAUAUUCAAAGGACAAAUCUUGCGCAUACCAUCCUGCUUCUAAAGGCAAUGGGCGUCAAUGACCUGCUCAGCUUCGACUUCAUGGACCCUCCGCCUGCUCAGACUAUGCUGACUGCCCUUGAAUCGUUAUAUGCACUCUCAGCACUCGAUGACGAAGGAUUGUUGACUCGUUUGGGUCGCAAGAUGGCAGACUUCCCCAUGGAACCGUCGUCCGCGAAGAUGUUGAUCGCGUCUGUCGAGCUAGGCUGCUCGGAGGAAAUGCUUUCAAUCGUCGCCAUGCUUUCCGUGCAGACCGUCUUCUACCGACCCAAAGAAAAGCAGGGUCAAGCUGACGCUAAGAAGGCGAAGUUCCAUCAGCCGGAAGGUGACCAUCUGACGCUUUUGACGGUCUACAAUGGUUGGAAGGGUGCCAACUUCUCGAAUCCUUGGUGCUACGAAAACUUCAUUCAGGCAAGAAGUAUGCGGAGAGCACAAGAUGUACGCAAGCAGCUUGUGGGUAUCAUGGAUCGGUAUAAGCAUGACAUUGUUUCCUCCGGGAAGGACUACAACAAGGUCCGCAAGGCUAUUUGCUCUGGAUUCUUCCGGAACGCUGCCAAGAAGGAUCCUCAAGAAGGCUACAAGACUCUAGUUGAAGGCACACCCGUAUACAUUCAUCCCUCAUCCGCACUCUUCAACCGCAACCCAGAAUGGCUGGUUUACAACGAACUCAUCUUAACAACAAGAGAGUAUUGCCACAAUGUUAUCACGAUCGAGCCAAAAUGGCUGGUUGAAGUCGCACCUCAGUUCUUCCGUGUCGCAGACACGAACAAGAUCAGUAAACGGAAACGGCAGGAGAAGAUUGAGCCGCUGUUUAACAAGUACGAGAAGCCUGAUGAAUGGCGUCUGUCCAAAGUCAAGCGUAGUGCACGCUCGAGUCAAACCUUCGGAUAAAUGGUUCGAUGCGGGGUUUCUUUGGGUUGUCAUGUAUGUUUUGUAUACGUAGAACACAUAAUGCUCUAAUUUUACAAUAAGCACCACACGGGUAGCUUCUACUGUAUUCAACCGGCGUGAGGUGAAAGGCCCUUGGCUACGGGCUGGGAGGCAAAAUGGGUAAGCCAUUGCCGGAGACUGGGCAGUUUUAGAAGCGAAGAAGAAGUCAUUUCGCUGAGUGUAUGCAUGGUGCUCUUGUCUUGUCUCGUAACGAUGAAGUGGACAUGACGUGCGCGUACGAUAAAGCGUCAUCCUACGAAGCGCAUGGCGUCCGCAUCGAUGUAGUACUUGGCGACUUCACCAGCCUUGGCUACGGGUGCUGUGGGGUCGGGCACGAGCAUGAAUGUUUGGAAGAAGACUCGAGGCUGGUCCUCAAUAGACUUGGUGUUGGCCGCGGUGGUGUUAGCCGAAGCUGCUUUGCCGUGUGUCACAGUGCCCGAUACUGUCACGAGCAGGGAGGGUGGCUGGGAGCCGGGGAUGGGGUGACAGUCGUAGGAUUGAACGUCGUGUUUUGUAGUGGGCAUGUCCUGUAUGAGCUUGGUGAUGCCCUCGACGCCCUGGCUAGGGUUUCCGUUCCAUGUGAGCGUGGAGGAUGGACGGUAGAGCUUUGGGAGGUCGUCGAUGCGCGUCGGGGAGUCGUAUGUGGAAUAGUAGAGCCGGGUGAACUGGUCCGCUGCGCGCGAGGAGAUCUCGAUGUCUUCGCGGGUGAACGUCGUACUCAUCGUCGCCGUGGAGCGUGCAGUGGGACCCUGCUG